Molecule: messenger RNA, 5035 nt
Organism: Scomber scombrus (Atlantic mackerel)
Lineage: Eukaryota; Metazoa; Chordata; Actinopteri; Scombriformes; Scombridae
Product: apoptosis-stimulating of p53 protein 1-like
Biological process (GO): regulation of apoptotic process
Cellular component (GO): nucleus
Molecular function (GO): p53 binding
Source: RefSeq, a predicted model, not a curated record
GUUUAAUGAAAGCAGAAGGGAAUAUCCAUAGAGGACAUUAAAAGGAGGAGAAGAGGAGCAGCAGAGGAGGAGAAAGUUAUUUUCCUAACGGGACAGGAGGAGCACUGGACUGAGCAGCAGGAAUGUUGCCGGUGAUCCUGACAGUUUACCUCAAUGACACCCAACAGAUGCUGACAGAGGUCCCAGUAACCCCAGCAACCAGAGUGGUUGAUGUGGUGGAAUACUGUAAAGAGGCCGGCGAGGGGGAGUGUCACCUCGCUGAAGUGUGGAAAGGACAUGAGCGAGUUCUCCCCCAGGAGUUGUUAUUGUUGGACCUCCUUCAGCAGUGGGGAGCCAGGAGGCCCGAGGUCAGCUUCUACCUCAGACACUGCCCCCCCUGGACACAAGGAAGUCAGCAGCCUUUGGAGCAGAACUGGACCACAGACGCAACAGAGAGCGCUAAUGACAGGGAGCAGAGACUGAGGUAUCUUCAGCAGGGAGGCAGAUCUAACCAGGGACAAACACAGUCUGAAGCUGAGAAGCUGCAGCGGCUGAAAGAGCGAGUGGACACCCAGGAGUCGAAGCUAAAGAAGAUCAGAGCCAUGAGAGGACAAGUCGACUACAGUAAACUGAUCAACGGAAACCUGUCUGCAGAGAUUGACCAUGUUAGCAGCCUGUUUCAGGAGAAGCAGGCAGAGCUGCAGUCUGCUGUGGUCAGAGUGGACCAGUUGACUCAACAGUUGGAAGAUCUGAGAAGAGGACGCCUUCAACUGCAUACUGUAGCACCGCAUCAUGGGGCACACACGGGACACCAUGGCACAAACACUGGCCAGAAAGGAUCACCCCUGUCCGGCCCUGCAGCCCUGGAACUGAGGAAGCUCUACCAGGAGCUGCAGGCUCGUAACCGUCACAACCUGGAGCAGAGCAGCAAGUUGGUGCAGAACAAGGAGCUGCUGAACAAGAGGAACACCCAGGUCACAGUGAUGGAUCAACGCAUCGGAGACCUGAGAGAACGACUGCAUAAGAAGAGAGCUGAGUUGUGUCGUAUGAAUGGAGGCGUCCUGUCCCCCCCUCAAACCUCUUCCCAUCCUGGCGUUGGAGUUUCAGGUCGAGUGGCGGCUGUCUGCCCUUACAUCCAGGUUCCAGCUGAGGCGAGACAGGAGACGGGCUACCCCCUGCCGUCUGACCCACCACCCAAACCCACCCCUCUCAGCCACAUCCGCUCCCUCUCAGCCAAUGAAGCAUCAUGGCCUAGCAUCAGUAAGACUGUGCCCGAUUGGAAGACCAACAGUCCAGAACAGCAGCUUCCCUCUGGCUAUGGCACCUACCCUAGCGCCACCCACCAGGCAGCAGGGCACCACUCUGCUACCAGCUCCCUGCCCAGAUCUGCUCCCGGUACGCUGGGCUGGCCCCGAUCCAAUGCUGCCAAUGCCACCUCAUCCUCCUCUUCAUCAUCAUCCUCUUCACAACAAAUACAGCAGCGCAUCGCUAUCCCUCCACAUGCUAUCCAAGGCCCUGCCAACACCUCCCAGCCAUCGCCACUGUCCCCACAAACUGAGCGAACAGAUCCUCCUCCAGCGGUGGCUGUACGUCCCUAUGUCCCGGACCAUCCCUCCAGGCCUCAGUCCCCCAGGAAGGGCCCUGCGACCAUGAACAGCAGUUCCAUCUAUAGCAUGUACCUCCAGCACCCUCAGUCUAAAAACUAUGGCUCUCUCAGCAACCGGACAACUGUCAAAGCAGUCUAUGGGAAACCCAUCCUGCCCACGUCCUCCACUUCUCCGUCCCCUGUCCCUUUCCUCCAGGGAGGAGGAGGAGGAGGAGGAGGAGUAAGAGCAGGAGGAGAGGAUGUUACAGAUAAAGACGGAGGAAAAAUAGGAGGAGGAGAUGGCAGCGAUGGGCAAGUCCUCCAUCCACCCAGCGUGGAUAACAUCCCUCGUCCCCUGAGUCCCACUAAGCUCACCCCAGUUGCCCACUCCCAGCUACGUUACCAGAGUGACGCUGACCUUGAGGUUCUUCGCCGCCGUCUCAGCAAUGCCCCAAGACCUCUGAAGAAACGGAGCUCAAUCACAGAGCCUGAGGGCCCUCAGGGACCCAACAUUCAAAAAUUACUGUACCAGAGAUUCAACACGUUGGCGGGAGGCAUGGAAGUCAGCUCAGGCAACACUUUCUACCAGCCUGACUGCAUUUUGGGCGACGUGGACAACAUCCAUUCAGCCAAUGGGAAUGUAGAACCUGGUGACAAGCAUGUCACUUUGGCAGCAGUGGAGGGCGAAGUUAAAAAUCUGAACUCAGAAUCCCGCCGCUUGUCCCCUCCUUCUGUCGCUGUAGAAACACCCAAAGAGACAACACCAGCAGUAGAAACUACCAAUAAAGUGUCACCAACGCCAAAACCUAGCCCACCCCCCGUACCUGAUAGGCCGGAGGACCGGAAUAAUAACAACCAGACAGGUUGUAGUCCUGCCCACAACAAUAUAACCCGCGCCUCCCCUGCUCCUUCACCACCUGCCCCACCUACACUGCCAAAGACUAAGCGAACCAACCUGAAGAAGCCGUCAUCAGAGCGUACCGGCCAUGGUCUGAGAGUCAAGUUUAACCCUCUAGCUCUGCUGCUGGACUCAUCAUUAGAGGGAGAGUUUGAUCUGGUGCAGAGAAUUAUAUACGAGGUGGAAAAUCCCAGUAUGCCCAAUGAUGAAGGAAUAACUCCUCUCCAUAAUGCUGUCUGCGCUGGCCAUCACCACAUUGUGAAGUUCCUGCUGGAUUUUGGAGUGAACGUAAACGCGGCAGACAGCGACGGAUGGACUCCUCUGCACUGUGCGGCUUCCUGUAACAGCGUCCACCUCUGUAAGAUGCUGGUGGAGUCGGGGGCGGCCAUUUUUGCCACAACAAUUAGCGAUGUUGAAACGGCGGCAGACAAAUGUGAAGAAAUGGAGGAGGGUUAUACGCAGUGUUCUCAGUUCCUUUAUGGUGUACAGGAGAAGUUGGGAGUUAUGAACAAAGGCUUGGUCUACACUCUCUGGGAUUACAGUGCCCAGCAGGCUGAUGAGCUAUCCUUCAGCGAGGGUGAUGCCCUCACCGUGCUUCGUCGCCGUGACGACACUGAGACGGAUUGGUGGUGGGCGAGACUUAACGACCGCGAGGGAUACGUACCCCGAAACCUGCUGGGGCUGUAUCCAAGGAUCAAACCCAGACAACGCUCACUGGCAUAAAGCCCAGAUCAGUAGCAGCCAACGUGCACGCUUGCAGAGGCCGCAUGCACGCAGAGAAGAAGAGCGUGUGGGCGCAGACAUUAGGCCAGAAAGAAAAAGAAGAAAGAAGUGACAGAGGAGCAGGAGGAGGAACACGAAGAUGGAGCUCGCACCUCUGAUGAAGCAACUUUUUGUUUUGUUUUUUGGUUUGUUCGGAUGUAACGCUGGAGCCACACAGCCAAAUAUAUUUCCACGUAGUUGUUGCAGAGAUUUUAAAAAAAAGAUAUCGCCUGAAUCUUAUUUUGAGAAACAGUACAGUAGCUUUACAACUUUACAAGAGUUCAGCCGCAUGAUAGACACCGAAUAAAAAAUAAAUAAAAAAUCCAAUUCAUCAUUUGGAUGCAGCUUCAAGUUCCACGUCAGUUCAUCCAGCUCCGAACAUUAAAACAUGAGCUUUGAAUUAUAGGGCUCGAGCGACUACUCAUCCAAAUAUUCUUGACCUUUGAAUGUCACUUUAUUUUUGUAUGGUGUUAAUCUUGUAAAAAAAAAAGACAAAAAAACACAAAACCAAACACCCAGAUCAUAAUACUAAGCUCGUGAGCAGCAUAGCGAAAAGAUUUGCUCAUUCUCAAUCACAGCAAACCAAGUAUGUUGUCUGAAAACUUUCAAUGCAGUACAUUUACAGGCUAGAUCAAGUAAAAGUAUGUGUGGAUGUGAAAUGUGAAGAUGGAGAGAGCGAAGUGAGAAGAAGGGAGCAGACAGUUUUCAUAACUUUGAAUGUGUGUUAAAGCAAGUCAGGUUGUGUCAGUGUAAAAGGAAAGAUGUUAAAGUGCAGCCGAAAUACUAAAGAACAGAAUCCAGCCAGCAUCUGACGCCCGAGAUCAACAUCAUCCCACAUAAGCAUGUUCACAGUUUAAUAUUGUGACAUGCUGAAAAAAAGAAAAAAAAAGGUUUGAACUGAUAUCAGAAGAAUAUUUUGGUUCUGAAUGAAAAGCAUCAACGUCUCAGCCUUUUAGUAUUGUGUAUUAAUGUUGACUCAGCACUAGCGCAUGCUGUCGUAUCAACAUCUGUUCCACUUUGACAUGAUUUCUUGUACAGUACAGAAGAAAGAAGGAGAAAGAGAGGAAACAAGAAUGUGACUGGAAUGUUUGUGAAAUACAAUGGAAUUUGUGAAACCAAAGUACUUAGAGAGGGUUAAGGGGUGACAGAAGAGAAGAAGUCAAAUUUGUUUAUACGAAAAUUUAAAUCCACUGUUUGCGAGAAACCAUUUAUAACAAAGUUAAAUAUAUAAAGAACUCCUGUGGCUACUUAUUUUGCAACUUCUUACAAACCCUGGAAAGAAACGUCUUUCUUCAGGGUUGAAAAUAUAAUGUAUACAGAUUAUCACUGUGCUGAGUGGUUAAGUGUGAAAAGGGCUAAAUUAGCCCAGAGUGAGUGAAUAAUCUAAAGCGUGAAAACAACUCGAGUUCAUCUCUCUGGUAAUUUUUUUUUUCUUCAUAUUUACAUAUUUGAGUAGCUGUAUGAAAUGUAUUAUUCCCCUGAUUUGUGAUUUUAUUUAAAACAAACAGUGUUUUUCUAUUAUUAUUAUUAUUAUUAUUGUUGUUAUUAUUAUUAUUAUUAUUAUAAAACACUGCUCUCCUUUCUUUUGGGCUGGGUGUUAGUGCUGCCAACACUCACUGCUGCCACCCAGUGUACACCAAGGCUGUGACGCUGCACAGUGUCAUUUCCUUCAACACAUGCUGUGUAUGAUAUGAAGCAAUAAGUGUGAUGUUUGGUGUGAGAAUGGCACGUUGUACCAUUACUUACUUGUGUAUAUGCAACCUGUAACUAUACAGCUAAUGUACAAUAAUAAUAAAGAAAGUAUAAUCCUU